AUGGCGCCGGGCGAGGCGGCGCCGGCGGGGCCCGGGGUAGGGGGCGGCGGGGCGAGGAAGCAGCGGGCGUCGGCCCUCAGGGCGGCCUUCUCCGCCUUCGUCAAGGCGAGGGAGGUGCCGGCGGCCACCGCGGGCGCCGUGUGGUGGCGGUGCUGCCGGCAGACGUUCCGCGAGCGCGGCGGUAUCCACAGGCAUGUGGGCACCCAGCACGGCGCCGAGCUGCGGCCGCCGCCCCGCGGGCACGGGCAGGGGCACGGGCAGGUGCAGGGCGAGGCGCAGCGAGGGGCAGCGGGGCCCGAGCGCGGCGCGGAGGUGUGCGAGGAGCUGCCCGACACCCGGCACCUCGGCCCCGGGGAGCUGGAGAGCAAGGCGGGAGAAGUACUUCUGUAUUACUGCUACUGUGAGGUGAGGGAUCCAGAGAAACUCUGUGCUUGGCAAAAGGCGCUGUGCGAGCACCUGCAUCUCACUGGCAAGGUACGAGUUGCUUCAGAAGGAAUCAAUGGAACAGUUGGUGGAAGCAAAGUAGCUACCAGUCUCUACAUUGAAGUUAUGCUUUCCCAGCCUCUGUUCAAAGACAUUUUGUGUCAAGAUGAUUUCAAGAGAAGUGCAGGAGGAGCUCACUGUUUCCCAGACCUUCGAGUUGGAGUGUUUAAAGAAAUUGUACCUAUGGGCAUUGAUCCAAAAAAAGUCUCUUAUAAAGAAACUGGAAUCCAUUUAUCCCCUCAGGAAUUUCAUAGAGAAGUAGAACAGUAUCUGUCUCAGGCCAGUCAAGGACAAAGCGAUACCAUCUUGCUGGAUUGCAGGAACUUCUAUGAAAGUAAAAUAGGACACUUCCAGGGCUGUCUGGCUCCAGACAUCAGGAAGUUCAGCUAUUUUCCCAGCUAUGUCGAUGAAAACCUGGAGCUUUUUAAAAACAAGCGCGUCCUGAUGUACUGCACGGGAGGCAUUCGCUGUGAAAGAGGCUCUGCUUACCUACGGAGCAAGGCAGUGUGCAAAGAGGUGUACCAGCUAAAAGGUGGAAUUCACAAGUACCUGGAAGAGUUUCCGGAUGGAUUCUACAGGGGGAAGCUGUUUGUAUUUGAUGAUCGUUUCUCCAUUUGUUCCAAUGAAGAUGUCAUCUCAGCAUGCAGAUACUGUGGGACGCUGUGGGACCAGUACAAACUUUGUUCCAGCCAGCACUGCCGGCAGCUCGUCCUGACGUGUCCGAGUUGUCGAAAUAAAGGUCUUACAGCUUGUUGCCCAAUGUGUCAAGAGAAGGAGCUCGAGGUGACUUCAAGGGCUUCAGGAGAGACACUUAAGGAGGAGUGCGAAUGUACAAAGAGAAGGCCAAGGGUACCUGUUGAACAUAUCUCACAAGGGACGCUGGAUGCAGGAAAAGUUUAAGCUGUUUCAUUAGUUAAUCUGACAUUGUGCUAAUGCAAAGGGCUUCUAAAACCCGAUCCCUGUCUGCUACUCAGCUAGGUUUGGAAGUCACAAAAAUCUGUUGGCUUUGAAAAUCUUGUUUAUAACCCGCCUUUUAAGUCCUGAAAAACUGUGCAAUACUUGAGUGUAAAUUACCGGAGUGCCCAACCUAUCUAUCACAGGUGCUACAGGAUUCCUCUUUCUUGGUACAGUCUUGUAGCAGGGCCUCUACCAUGGGGAUUUUGCAGCAGAGAAUGUGAUGGGACACAGCUGCUCACAAUUCUAAAGAAACUGAAACCAAAAAACAAACAAACAAACAACAACAACAAAAAUCCAUUCUGUUCUUCCUGCCUGGAGGUGGAUCUGUCUGGCUGCUCCAUUAAUCAUGCAUUUGCUUCAAUAGCUAGUGCUAGCAUGAUGAAGACUGCAGAUUUAUUGGUUUCUGGUUAUGUGACCAGUCUAGAGCUGAAGGUAUUCCCAUGUACAUGCCAUAUGCGUGCAUCUCUUUCUUUACACCAGUGAGAAAGAAGCAAGGGGUAGUUGCCUGAGUCACAGACUAGACUCCAGCAUAAACCUGGUGGAAGGAGUCAUUGUGUAUGACCUGUGGGUUGAACAGCAAAGGUAAUUCUCAUUUUGACACUUCCAUCCGCCUAGGAACUGCUUCCCUCAGUUUGUCAGUACAUGAACUAUCCAGCUCUGCUCGCACUAGAGAAAAGAAAACAGCUUGAAGCAUGUUGGAACUGAGACCCACAGAGAGGGGAGCAUGGAGACUGUCAAAAUGCCAGCGAUGGCACUGGUAGUGAUGCUGAAGUGUGGAAAUGUCAGCAACAGCCAUAAGGCCAGAUUCCUUAUCCGAGUUAAAUUACCCAAGAUCUGGGGAGAAUUUCUGCUUUGUAAACAUGGGUUGAAUUUUUCAAAAGCUGAGAGAUGUUUAUGCAAUUUUCGGCUCCUAUUAGUGGAGAAACUGUCUUGGACUUUGAAGGGAUCCCACAGCAUAGAAGCUCAGAGUACUUCUCUGCCUGGUGCUUAGUGUGCCUGAUGCUGCGGAAUGUGCAGGAAGGUUUUAUUAGUAACGCAGAAGAUGUGUCACGACUGAAAAAUGUCUUUGAAGCUUACACUCGUUCUUGGUACUAAGUCAUUAGGAAAUCAAUUUCAGUUACUGGUGGUUUUAGUUUUCGUUUUGUGUUUUAAACCAGCAACUUCUUCGAAAAGCAAGAAAAAAGCACGUUUACUCAGGUUUCUAUAGUUGCUUAGUGGCAGUUAGGGCAGUGUUACUUUCAUACAGACUGUAACCCUCUCCCACAGUGCUGUGAAUUCAGCGUGGCCACAUUGGUGUCUUGACUGGCCGCUUAAAGACAGGGGCACUGGCUCUAUUGCAGCCAGAGCACAGCAAAGUACUUCAGCACUGCUGCCCUGAAUUCAGCGGUAACAGUCCUUGUGACAGCUCAUUUUGUGAAGCAGGACUUUGAAACUUAAGUGUUUACCUGGGGAAUCAUUCCAGAAU
Messenger RNA from Oxyura jamaicensis (ruddy duck), 2905 nucleotides. It is a transcript of the gene TSTD2, whose product is annotated as thiosulfate sulfurtransferase like domain containing 2. NCBI's taxonomy places the organism in Eukaryota, Metazoa, Chordata, Aves, Anseriformes, Anatidae. The transcript has 8 exons. Bases 1 to 1383 code for a protein of 460 amino acids. The record is from RefSeq and is a predicted model, not a curated record.